AUGUUGCCGUACCACAUGUUUUGUGUGAUUGCCGCUGCGCUGUGCUGCUGCACGUCUCUGUGUGUGGCUGCUGCUGCUGAGGCUUCCUCUGUGCCACCCGCAGGUGGUGCGGGGACCCCGGCGGCGACGGUUGGUACGGCGAGAAAAAACGUUUUGGACGCCGUGGCGACCAUGACAGAAGCGACAGCAGGUUCUGCGAAAAAGGUUCUGGAGAAUUUAAAAGGGGCAAAAGAGGAAGCGGAGAAGACGGCCUCGAGAGCAAAGGCCAGCGCUGAGAACGUGGCGAAUGAAGGUGCUGACGCAGUCAAGAGCACGGCCGAGGAGCAGCUUCACCGCGCCGACAACGGGGCAAGCGAUGUGGUGAAAAUCACAGCGGGCCGUGCGAAGUCUGCUCUGCCCGGGGAUGGCAGCAGCGUUCCUGCGGCGGUGUGUGCACUGCUGCUCCUGGGAGCGAUG
Molecule: messenger RNA, 456 nt
Organism: Trypanosoma grayi
Lineage: Eukaryota; Euglenozoa; Kinetoplastea; Trypanosomatida; Trypanosomatidae
Exons: 1
Source: RefSeq, a predicted model, not a curated record